Molecule: messenger RNA, 1221 nt
Organism: Penicillium soppii
Lineage: Eukaryota; Fungi; Ascomycota; Eurotiomycetes; Eurotiales; Aspergillaceae
Product: putative aminotransferase
Exons: 3
Coding region: 1-1221 (406 amino acids)
Biological process (GO): biosynthetic process
Molecular function (GO): pyridoxal phosphate binding; catalytic activity
Source: RefSeq, a predicted model, not a curated record
AUGGUGAAACUUGAUAACUUCGAAGUUGAUCAUUGGCUCUUGUCUAACACAAAUUCCGUGGAACACAACCUGGGUCACUCUUACUGUCUUCCAAGAUCAAUCGGUGACCUGCAACAAGAAUCUGGAUCUGGCACAGAUGUUGACAUAUUGUCUCCUAUCAUUUCAAAGCCACUCGACUAUGGCCCCAUGAAAGGGUCUGAAGAUUUGCUCUCCAAGAUAUCCGAUUAUUACUCGAAAGAAUCGUCUAGUCAACUUUCGACAGAGAGCAUUGUGACUACGCCUGGAGCAUCAUUGGCAAACUUUCUUGUUUUGUUCGCUCUACUUGGACCAGGAGAUCAUGUGAUCGUGCAAUACCCUACAUAUCAACAGUUAUAUGCUCUUCCGAAAUGUUUCGGGGCAGAAGUGAGCUUUUGGAAUUCCAAGGAGCAUGAUGGCUGGAAACUUGAUUUAGAUGAACUCAAAGAAUUGGUCCAACCGAAUACGAAAAUGAUUAUCAUCAGCAAUCCACAGAAUCCAACUGGAGCGAUCAUUCCAAAUCAAACUCUCAAAGAGAUUGUGGAGAUCGCAAGAACCCAUUCCAUAAUCGUCUUCAGCGAUGAGGUGUAUCGCCCACUCUUCCACUCCAUCUCGCCAACAGAUCCCGCGUACCCACCGUCAAUCCUAUCAAUGGGCUACGAAAAUACCAUUGCCACAAGCUCUUUGUCAAAGGUAUACUCCGCAGCUGGACUCAGAAUCGGGUGGAUUGCUUCGCAUAAUUCCAACGUCAUUGAUCUCUGCGUAAACGCUCGAUCCUAUGCACUUAUUACUGCCAGUCAAGUUGAUGAACAUAUUGCAUCGCUCAUCCUCAGUCCUCCGUGCGCACAAGUGUUGAUGGAAAAGAAUCGCUCACUGGCAGAAAGAAAUGUGAGCUUGAUUCAGUCCUUCAUUGACAAAAAUAGCUCAAGUUGUGAGUGGGUGAAACCUGUGGGAGCGCCGAUUGGAUUUAUCAAAUUCAAGAGAGAUGGUCAGCCAGUCGACGACUUGGAGUUAUGUACGAGAUUGCUGAACAAGAAAAAGCUUCUACUUGUUCCUGGUCGAAAAUGCUUCGGGGAUGGCAUUCGGUUCCCCGGAUAUAUUCGUCUUGGGUUUGGAGGUGAUACAAGGCAACUUGAGGGAGAUCUCCAAGUUCUGCAGGCUUUCCUUGAUAGUGAUUAUGUGGACAUACCCCUGUCUACUGAAUAA